Molecule: messenger RNA, 193 nt
Organism: Loa loa (African eye worm)
Lineage: Eukaryota; Metazoa; Nematoda; Chromadorea; Rhabditida; Onchocercidae
Exons: 1
Source: RefSeq, a predicted model, not a curated record
GAAGUGCCGUUGGUUACCGGCGAAGGGGCAUGGGAAGAUGAUGAAAGUAUUAAUAAUGAUAAUAACAAUAAGGAUAACAAUAACAAUAAUAAUGAUAAUAAUAAUAACAAUAACAAGAUUAAUGGUAAUAAUGAUAAGAUUAAUAAUCAUAAUGAUAAUAACAAUAAUAAAAAUAAUAAUAAUAAUAAUAGUG